Messenger RNA from Ascoidea rubescens DSM 1968, 1521 nucleotides. RefSeq names its product amino acid transporter. Gene Ontology annotation, molecular function: transmembrane transporter activity. Bases 1 to 1521 code for a protein of 506 amino acids. Gene Ontology annotation, cellular component: membrane. NCBI's taxonomy places the organism in Eukaryota, Fungi, Ascomycota, Saccharomycetes, Ascoideales, Ascoideaceae. Gene Ontology annotation, biological process: transmembrane transport. The transcript has a single exon. The record is from RefSeq and is a predicted model, not a curated record.
AUGGAAAAGGUCGAUGUUGUCAUCUCGCAAAAAGAAGUCACCCAAGAGGGUUAUGUUUCUGAUUUGAAAAAAAACUUCUCCAGAUUGUCCUUGUUGGGUGUGAGCUUUGGUCUAGCAAACUCAUGGUUUGGUGUUUCUGCUUCAUUGUCCAUUGGCAUUGCCUCUGGAGGUCCUCUAUUGAUUGUGUAUGGAUUGAUAAUUGUUUUUUUCUUCAGUCUCUGUGUUGCUGCCACAUUGAGUGAAUUGAUCUCUGCCUAUCCAAACUCUGGUGGCCAAUACUACUGGACAUUUAAACUAGCCCCAGCCAAAUACAAAAGGUUUCUUUCGUUUGCUUGUGGAACAGUGGGCUGGAUUGGCUCGAUCUUUACAAGUGCUUCUAUCACACUAACUGUCUCAACAGCAAUUGUUGCAACGUACAGUUUAAACAACCCGAAUUACGAAAUAGAAACCUGGCACAUUUUUCUAACUUUUGAAUUGUUCAAUGUGUUUGUUACAUUGUUUAAUUUAUGGAGCAAGCCGCUACCAACCUUCACCACAAUUGCACUAUGUGGAUCGUUGACAGCCUUUACUGUAUCUUUGAUAACAUGUCUUUCGUGUUCCUCUGGCAGUUUUGAAUCUGCUUCUUUUGUGUUCAAAGACUUCACCAACGGCACAGGCUGGUCGACUGCAGGUAUAGCUUUCAUUGUUGGUCUAGUUAACCCUACAUGGUGUUUUGCCGGAAUUGAUGCUUCCACUCAUUUGAGUGAGGAGGUGCAUCAGCCAGAAAGAAAAAUCCCCUUUACUCUUAUGACUACUGUUUGCCUAGGAUUUUCAACAGCAUUUGUUUACUGCGUGAGCAUGUUUUUUUGCAUCACUGAUAGAGAAUCAGUGGUCAACUCAGCAUUGCCUAUUCUUGAAAUCUUUUAUCAAGCCACUGGGAGCAAAGCCGGUGCUAUUGUGUUGGAGUCAUUGCUAAUCUUCAAUGGUUUGUUUUGCAACAUUUCGAGCAACACAUGGCAAAGUCGAUUGUGCUGGUCUUUUUCUCGUGACAGAGGUAUUCCAGGCUCAAGAUGGUGGUCUCGAGUCCAUCCCAAUUUGAAAUCUCCAAUCAAUGCUCACAUCAUGUCUAACUGCUGGGUUGCUGUUAUUGGCUGUAUUUAUAUGGGCUCCACAACUGCCUAUAAUGCCAUUAUAACCGCUUGCAUUUUGCUUCUUUACAUAUCCUAUUCAAUUCCCACUGUCUGUUUAUUAAUUUAUGGAAGAAACAACAUUCCUCGUGGCCCAUUUUUUCUUGGUAAGCUUGGGCUAGUGUGCAACGUAUUGACACUUAUCUGGACCUUGUUCUGUUUUAUUUUCUAUGCAUUUCCUUCCACAAUGCCCGUAGAAGCUUCAUCCAUGAACUACGUUGCUUGUGUAUAUGUUGGUGUUUUCAUUUACAUCGUCACAUAUUGGUUUCUUAGAGGAAAGAGAACUUUUGUUUUUCCAGAAGAAAGGGAAACCAGAAUUUACAUAACACAGUCACCCAAAGAACAGUUUGUUUGA